Trichophyton benhamiae CBS 112371 is the source of this 1296-nucleotide messenger RNA. RefSeq lists its product as uncharacterized. Gene Ontology annotation, biological process: mitochondrial phosphate ion transmembrane transport. The transcript has 4 exons. The coding region runs from base 1 to 1296 and encodes 431 amino acids. The record is from RefSeq and is a predicted model, not a curated record. Gene Ontology annotation, molecular function: phosphate transmembrane transporter activity. Gene Ontology annotation, cellular component: mitochondrial inner membrane. Lineage: Eukaryota; Fungi; Ascomycota; Eurotiomycetes; Onygenales; Arthrodermataceae.
AUGCUGACCCGGCAGUCAGCUGCUGAAAAAGCCGCCCGGAGUUGUUGCCGGCCCGGGCCAGAUGACACAUCACGUGACAGGGUCAGGGACCAACCUUCCGCGCUCAGAUUUUUUUUUGCUCCGAAUUCUUCCAUCUCUUCCCAGAUCACCAACGCUCUCAACUCACCCUCUACUCUCCCCCCGUCCACCCGCUCUUCUGCGUCUUGCGCAUUCAUCACCGUCGCAAUGGCCUCUGCUUCCGCUGCUCUGGCUCAGGCCGUCCCCGAGAAGAAGCCCGAGGGCGUUUCCCUGUACGCUCGUUUCGCCUUCGCCGGUGCUGUCUGCUGCUCCGUCACCCACGGUGCUUUCACUCCCGUCGAUGUCGUCAAGACCAGAAUCCAGCUUGAUCCUGCCACCUACAACCGUGGUAUGAUCGGUGGUUUCCGCCAGGUCAUCCAGAAUGAAGGUGCUGGUGCUCUUUUGACUGGUGUCGGCCCAACCUUUGCCGGUUAUUUCCUCCAGGGUGCAUUCAAGUUCGGUGGAUAUGAGUUCUUCAAGAAGCAGUCUAUCGAGAUGCUCGGUCUCGAGACCGCUCGCCAGAACCGUGCUCUUGUCUACUCUGCCUCUGCUGCCAGUGCCGAGUUCUUUGCCUCCAUUGCCCUCUGCCCUCUCGAGGCUACCCGUAUCCGUCUUGUCUCCCAGCCUACCUUUGCCAACGGUUUGAUCAGUGGUUUCGGCAAGAUCCUCAAGAACGAGGGUGUUGGUGCCUUCUACAGCGGAUUCGGACCUAUCCUCCUCAAGCAGAUCCCCUACACCGUCACCAAGUUCGUUGCUUUCGAGAAGGUUUCUGAGACUGCUUUCUCCUUCCUCGACAAGUCUAAGCUCUCCGAUGCUGCUCAGACUGGUGUCAACUUGGGAUCUGGUCUUAUGGCUGGUUUCGCUGCUGCCAUUGUCUCCCAGCCAGCUGAUACUAUGCUUUCCAAGAUCAACAAGACCAAGGGUCUUCCUGGUGAGGGCAUCGUCUCCCGUCUCAUCAAGAUUGCUGGUGAGCUCGGCUUCCGUGGUGCUUUCGCUGGUCUUCCUACUCGUCUGUUCAUGGUUGGUGGUCUUACUGCUGGUCAAUUCGCCAUCUACGGUGACAUCAAGAAGGCUCUUGGUGCCACUAACGGUGUUGAGAUUGCCAAAAAUGAGGGUGGCUAUAUCUUCAGCCAUUUUCAUUUUUUCUUUCAAGUUGGAGAGACGGGCUCCCUUUCUUUCAUUUCAAUCACCCUCCCUUUUCUCAAGAUGCGGUGCCCUCCACAUCCUCCGCAACUUUAG